AUGUCUACAGUUAUUUCAUACGCACAUGCCGCAGCCACAGGUGCCGAGGGCAAACCUGAGAGUGUGGGCGAUGCUCAUCAAAGCACCGGGGAGAAUAUGAAAACGAAACCCUCCGAAGUUGAAGCAAGUGUCGAAAAAGCAGGAUCUUCAGCCGAUUAUGAGGCUGUGAAGCCAGUUGAUGAAAGUGAGACGGCAGGUUCGGCCACAAAGAAGGAAAAUGAGCGGUCGAAUUCCCAGAAUGGAGAGAAGGCCAGCCAGAAGAAAGUGAAGCUGGCACCGGCACCUGUUCCAUCGACAAAUGCAUGGGGAACAACUCCAAAAGUGAUCCCAGUUGGAAAAGACCCCAUUACAGAGACGAUACUGAAAGAGAGCCACUCGCAGCAGACAAAGCACGGGGACUCGAAUGUGUUGAAGGCACCAUCCGGCAAGGAGAAGUGGCUGCCCUUCAAAGCGUCUGUUGUCAUUGCAAGUGGGAAAAACACGGGUAAUGGAGGAAAAUCCGGCUCUGGCAAGCGGAGAAGCAGAAAAAAGACCCGGAAUGACCAGGAGAGACGCAGUGGCUCGCGUAAGCAGUCCCCCAAGAAGGCCGGCGGCUCUCGGCAGGCCGGAAAUGGCGUUUCGGCGAAGUCCGAGGCCAAAACACUGGCCAAAACUACUGAAUCCGUGCAGAAAAGUACACAGCAUGCCGAGCAGAAGCCGGAUGUUACCGCCCACACCGCCGAGCAGCAGCAGCAGCUACCGCAGGCCCAGCAGCAGCAACGUGUGCAGAAAAAUGGCAAGCAGCAGCAGCAACCACAACAGCAGCAACUGCAACAGCAGCAACAACAACAACAACAACAACAAACACAGCAGCAGCAGCAGCAUAGCCACGGCCCGGCCAACGGCUUCCAGAGCAAGCAGUACAGGUCACAUGGUGCGAAUCAGGGCCAUGGCAGACGUUACAACAACGUGAACCUCCCAUACAUUCCAUACAACAGGCAGUACUACGUGCCGAUGAUGUACGUGAACGUGAAUGGCAACGGCUCGAAGGAGGGCAAGGAUGUGUCGAAGGCGGAGAAGCCCGAGGGCAAGGACGGGGCUAAAAGUGAGAGUGCAGGGACGAAGAACGAGGAAAAAAGUGAGGGAAGACGCCACCGGCGCAGAAUGAACUACGGCCAGCCUUACAUGAUGCAGCCGAUGUUUGCACCAAUGGGAUAUUCCCCAUACGGCCAGAGAUACGGAUCGAUGAUGCCGGUUGCAGGCCAAUUCGCUUCAGGCGCCAACAACUCCAAGGCCUCGAAGGAAUCGCAGCUUGAGAGCUUGGCAAGACAGAUUGACUACUACUUCUCCACGCAGAACCUCAUCAAGGAUAUAUUUCUGAGAAAAAACAUGAACGAUGACGGUUUCCUACCGUUGAAAGUCGUUGCCGGCUUCUACAGGGUGUCUGUGAUGUCGUUCAACAACGUGAACACGGUCAUCGAGUGCUUGAGCAGAUGUAAGAACCUCGAGUACGGCGUUGUCAAGAAUAGCAGCGGGGAGAAAUCUUACAAGCUCAGACCAAUCAAGAAUCCAAAGCAGUGGAUUUUGGCCGACGACCAGCGUGUUGCCGCUGGAAAGGACAACACCAAUCCUGAGAUAGCCGCCGGCGAGCCCGAGAAUAAUGUGGCUCAAGACAACUAA
Messenger RNA from Brettanomyces bruxellensis, 1659 nucleotides. RefSeq lists its product as uncharacterized. The transcript has a single exon. The coding region runs from base 1 to 1659 and encodes 552 amino acids. NCBI's taxonomy places the organism in Eukaryota, Fungi, Ascomycota, Pichiomycetes, Pichiales, Pichiaceae. Gene Ontology annotation, molecular function: RNA binding. The record is from RefSeq and is a predicted model, not a curated record.